This is a messenger RNA of Cylas formicarius (sweet potato weevil), 5323 nucleotides long. Its product is annotated as bifunctional glutamate/proline--tRNA ligase. Gene Ontology annotation, cellular component: cytoplasm; aminoacyl-tRNA synthetase multienzyme complex. NCBI's taxonomy places the organism in Eukaryota, Metazoa, Arthropoda, Insecta, Coleoptera, Brentidae. Gene Ontology annotation, molecular function: proline-tRNA ligase activity; glutamate-tRNA ligase activity; ATP binding. Gene Ontology annotation, biological process: prolyl-tRNA aminoacylation; glutamyl-tRNA aminoacylation; translation. The record is from RefSeq and is a predicted model, not a curated record. The transcript is spliced from 22 exons. The coding region runs from base 165 to 5270 and encodes 1701 amino acids.
GACAACAUACAAAUAUCAUAGAACACCAAUGAAUUCCUAUUAGGUACUAAGAAAAAAGAAGACAAAAUCCUUAUUCCAACCUAAAAGUGGAAAAUAUUAUUAAGGUUAUAGCUGUAGAUCUGCUCCAAGAAGUACCUGAAACUUUUCUAGGUGGUCCUUUAACAAUGAAGGUUUCUUUGAGUAAAUUAAAUCCUCCGCUUGGUGGUCUUUUGGUUAUAAACCAUAUUAAAGCAACUGCCAUUGAAAAUAUUGAUAUAAAGUGGGGUGAGGAUACCACUGUUGGCUCGUACUGUUGCAAAACUAGCAAUGAUGUUGCAAGAGCAAUGGUGAAGGUUGCAUGUCCUGAGCUUUAUGGAAAUAAUGCUAAGGAAAAAGCAGAAGUAGAUCAUUGGUUAACUUUCACCUUAGGUCAUCUCUCUCAUGAGAAGAAUUUUUUCAAUACUUUGCAGGUAUUAAAUGAGAGAUUGGCACCUGUUACAUAUUUAGCACUUAAGAGGUUGACUAUUGCAGAUUAUAUUGUGUUUGCGGCAUUAUAUGUCAACAAACAUUGGCAGGAAAUGCUUAAUAAAAAUUCAGUUCCGAUUCAUAUUCUUCGAUGGUAUAAAUUUAUUAAAUCUCAAGAAGUAGUUAAAGAGACUAUUAACGAGCUCACUGAAGAACAAAUUGCAGCUUUAUUUUUGGUACAAAACCAGAAACAAAAUUUGGAAAAAUAUGUGACAGCUAGUGGUCGUGCCAGAGAGGGAAAGUUUGAGGAUUUACCAGGGGUGGAAACGGGUAAUGUGAUAGUAAGAUUUCCUCCUGAAGCGUCAGGCUAUCUUCACAUAGGUCACGCCAAAGCAGCGCUUCUCAAUCAAUACUAUCAGGAAACAUUCAAAGGGAAGCUGAUAAUGCGGUUCGAUGAUACAAAUCCCGCCAAAGAGAACGCCGAAUUCGAAAAAGUUAUAUUAGAAGACGUGGCGAUGCUAGAGUUGAAGCCCGAUUAUUUUACCCAUACAUCCCAGUACUUCGAUCUGAUGCUCGAGUACUGUGAGAAAAUGAUCAAAGAGGGAAAAGCUUAUGUCGACGAUACAGAAGCGGAGCUUAUGAGACAGCAGAGGGAACAAAAAAUUGAUUCUGUAAACAGAAAUAAUUCUGUUGCCAAAAAUUUGCAAAUUUGGGAGGAAAUGAAGAAGGGUUCUGAAACUGGACAACGCUAUUGCGUUAGAGCUAAAAUCGAUAUGCAAUCAGUGAACGGAUGUAUGAGAGAUCCUACCAUUUACAGAUGCAAAAAUGAAGUUCAUCCACGCACUGGCGAUAAAUAUAAGGUCUAUCCGACAUAUGACUUUGCAUGUCCAAUUGUUGAUGCCGUAGAGGGCGUGACUCAUACCCUACGUACUAUGGAAUAUCGGGAUCGCGAUCCUCAGUUUUAUUGGUUUAUUGAAGCAUUGGGACUGCGAAAACCAUAUAUUUGGGAGUACAGUCGAUUAUCAAUGACCAAUACUGUCCUUAGUAAAAGAAAAUUGACGUGGUUCGUACAAGAAGGGUUAGUAGAUGGUUGGGACGAUCCCAGAAUGCCUACAGUUAGAGGUGUGCUUCGAAGGGGUAUGACAGUGGCGGGUUUGAAGGAGUUCAUAAUAGCGCAAGGAUCGAGCAAAUCGGUCGUAUUCAUGGAGUGGGACAAGAUUUGGGCUUUUAACAAAAAAGUUAUCGAUCCCAUCGCGCCGCGAUUCACCGCUGUAGAAUACACCGAUCCAGUGCCGGUUCUGGUAAAGAAUGUUGGGGAGGAAUGCCUCAUCGUGCCAAAACAUCCGAAGAAUAUUGAUGUCGGUCAGAAAGAGGUUUGGAUCGGUCCGAGAUUAUUGAUUGACAGGGCCGAUGCCGAACUCUUGAAAGAGGGUGAAAAUGCCACUUUUAUCAAUUGGGGCAAUUUAAUGAUAAAAAAGGUUAAUCGUAAUAAAAAUAGGAUUGUUUCGGUUGAGGCUGAACCAAAUUUGGCCAACAAAGACUACAAAAAAACAUUGAAGUUGACGUGGCUCGCAGAGACAGAUAAAGCUAAAUUUACUCCCACAUACUGUGUCUAUUUCGAUCAUUUAAUCAGUAAACCGCUUAUUGGCAAAGACGAAGAUUUCAAGCAGUUUAUCAAUCCAAACACAAGGAAGGAAGUACAAGUGCUUGGUGACCCUGAGCUUAGGAAAUUGAAGAAGGGUGACAUCAUACAACUUCAGCGAAAAGGUUUCUUCAGGGUCGAUGUGGCCUAUGAACCUAUUAGCUUGUACUCUUGCCGAGAGCAGUCUGUUAUUCUAUUUUAUGUUCCUGAUGGACAUAAGGAAUCUCCACUUGAGUCUGUGAAGGAGAAUCAGUUACCAACCAAACAAACGACAGAAGGACUGAAUGGGACACAUUUGCAGGUGUUAGCUAACUCAGCAGAGGAAAUGAACAGAAAAAUUAUCGAGCAGGGCAAUAUCGUUCGCGACUUGAAAUCCAAGCAAGCGGCUAAAAACGACGUGGAAAACGCUUUGAAGAUUUUGCUAUUUUUGAAAGCGGAAUACAAACACUUGACUAACGAGGAUUGGAAGCCUGAUUGCGUUUUACCCAAAGCUGUGGAUAUUAAUGAAGACAACUUGACUCAAAAAAUACAAAAUCAAACCGAUGAAGUGUUAGCUAACUCAGCCGAGGAAGUGAAUAGAAAAAUUAUCGAACAAGGCAAUAUUGUUCGCGACUUGAAAUCCAAGAAAGCGGCUAAAAGCGACGUGGAUAACGCUGUGCAAAUUUUGCUAUCUUUGAAAGCAGAAUACAAACGUGUAACUAACGAGGAUUGGAAGCCUGGUUGCGUUCCACCCAAAGCUGUGGACAGCAAUGAUAACUUGGAACUAAAAGUACAAAAUCAGGCUGAUAAGGUGAGGAAAUUGAAGUCUGAAAAAGCGGACAAAUCUGUCGUCACAGCCGAGGUAAACGUAUUGCUACAACUGAAGGCGGAUUAUAAAAAAAAAAUGGGAAAAGAUUGGAUUGCUUCUAUGACAUCAAUUGUAACAUCGAACCCUAAAGUCACACUAGCUACAGAUUUGUUACAACAAAUUUCCGACCACGGCAAUAAAGUUCGCGAGUUGAAAACAAAUAAGGCUGACAAGACAGUAAUUGAUGCUGAAGUUAAAACUUUACUCGAGUUGAAGGAGCAGUACAAAGCCAGAACUGGACAAGAAUGGAAAGCGGACUUGCUAGCUAGUGCUAUUAAGGUGGAAUCAGUUGUGGAGCCACCACAUACAAACCAAGAUAAAAGCAGUUUAAAUUCACUCAUCAUCUCGCAGAGCAAAAAAGUGAGGCAGCUGAAAGCGGAAAAGCCUGAUAAAUCUCGAAUUGAUAGCGAAACAAAACUUCUUUUGCAGUACAAAUCGGAUUUUAAAAAUCUUACCGGGAAAGAUUGGCAACCGGACAACAAACUGGAAAGUCAAGUUACGAACGACGAGGCUCCAAAAUUUGGUGACGUUACGAAAGAAAUUUUAACUAACAAAAUUACCCAACAAGGCAAUUUAGUGCGGGAUUUGAAAUCUAAAAAGAGCGAUAAGUCACAAAUUGAUGAUGCCGUGAAAAUUUUAUUGGAUCUAAAAGCCGAAUACCAAAAAGUAACUGGCGAAGAGUUUACCGCGUCUGAUAGAGUUCAAAACAAGCAAAAGACAAAGGAACCCAAGUCAACUUCCACUACUAAAGAGAAGGUUACCAAGCAAAAGCCAAUUCCGAAGAAGAAAAAUUCCAUUGAGGUUGAAGAAAAUGCUCCUAAAAAACAAACCCGUCUCGGGCUGGAAGCCGCGAAAGAAGAUUCUCUCCCCGAAUGGUAUUCCCAGGUCAUCACAAAAGGUGAAAUGAUCGAGUAUUACGACGUUUCUGGGUGUUACAUUUUUAGACCUUGGUCUUUCACGAUCUGGGAGGCUAUCAAGGAUUGGUUCGACGCAGAAAUCAAGAAAAUCGGAGUGCAAAACUGCUAUUUCCCAAUAUUCGUAUCGAAGAAUGUGUUGGAAAAGGAAAAGACUCACAUAGCUGACUUUGCUCCCGAAGUCGCUUGGGUUACGAAGUCCGGCGAUUCCGAUCUUGCCGAGCCAAUCGCGGUGCGUCCAACUUCGGAAACCGUCAUGUAUCCCGCGUAUGCGAAGUGGAUCCAGUCAUACCGCGAUCUACCGAUUAAAUUGAACCAAUGGAAUAACGUGGUGAGGUGGGAGUUUAAGCAUCCGCAACCCUUUCUGAGAACCAGGGAAUUUUUGUGGCAGGAGGGGCAUACAGCCCACGCAUCUAAAUGGGAUGCCGACGAAGAGGUCAGAUACAUUUUGGAUUUAUAUGGAAACAUUUACGAGGAUCUGCUCGCGAUUCCGGUGAUAAAGGGGCGUAAGACGGAAAAAGAGAAGUUCGCAGGCGCGGACUACACACUCACGGUAGAAGCCUUCGUUUCGGCAAGCGGAAGGGGUAUCCAAGGUGCAACUUCCCACCACUUGGGCCAAAAUUUCUCUAAGAUGUUUGAAAUCAUUUAUGAAGACCCCGAAACCCAAGAGAAGAAAUUUGUUUAUCAGAAUUCGUGGGGUAUUACAACCAGAACUAUUGGUGUUAUGAUAAUGAUCCAUGCAGACAACCAAGGUCUAGUGUUACCCCCGCGAGUGGCAAGUAUACAGGCGGUCAUUGUUCCAUGCGGAAUCAGUACGAGCCUGUCGGAUGACAAUAAAAAGAAAUUACAAUCGUGUUGCGAUAAUCUCGAGAAAGCUUUGAAAGAAGCCAAUUUAAGAGUGAAAGGGGAUUACCGUCAAAAUUACUCUCCCGGCUGGAAAUUUAACCAUUGGGAACUAAAAGGUGUACCGAUUAGAAUAGAGUUGGGUCCAAAAGACGUAGAGAAGCAGCAAUUUGUGGCCGUAAGGAGAGAUACCGGAGAGAAAAUAGUGUUGCCCUUAGCGACAGCUGCCGAAAAAGUUGCCGAAUUGUUGCAGAAUAUACACGACAGUUUAUUUAAGAAAGCUUCAGAGGACUUUAAGAGCCAUACCGUGCUGUUGAAAGAGUGGGUCGAUUUUCCGUCAAAUUUGGAUAAGAGAAACGUCAUUCUUGCUCCUUUCUGUGGUCUUUCCGAAUGCGAGGACAAAAUUAAAGCUGACAGUGCGAGGGAUAAAGAAGCUGAACCUGGGGCCCCGUCGAUGGGAGCGAAGUCUUUGUGUAUUCCUCUAGAGCAACCAGAAUUGAUCAAGCCAAAUGACAAAUGUAUACAUCCAGAGUGUGAUAGAAAACCGAAAUAUUACACCCUGUUUGGUAGGAGUUACUAAACAAUUUGCCAUUUUAUUUCCCUAAGUCAUUAAAAUGUUCAAUUGAGUGAAGU